AUGUCAGAAUUUUAUAAACUAGCUCCUAUUGACAAGAAAGGUCAACCUUUCCCCUUCGACCAAUUAAAGGGAAAGGUUGUUCUUAUCGUUAACGUUGCCUCCAAAUGUGGGUUUACUCCACAGUACAAAGAACUAGAAGCCUUGUACAAACGUUAUAAGGAUGAAGGUUUUACCAUCAUCGGGUUCCCAUGCAACCAAUUUGGCCACCAAGAACCUGGUUCUGAUGAAGAAAUUGCUCAGUUCUGCCAAUUGAAUUAUGGUGUGACUUUCCCCGUUAUGAAAAAAAUUGACGUUAAUGGUAGCAGUGAGGACCCAGUUUACAAAUUUUUGAAGAGCCAAAAAUCCGGUAUGUUGGGCUUAAGAGGUAUCAAAUGGAAUUUUGAAAAAUUCUUGGUCGAUAAAAAGGGUAAAGUCUACGAAAGAUACUCUUCGCUAACCAAGCCUUCUUCGCUGUCUGACACCAUCGAAGAACUCUUGAAAGAGGUGGAAUAG
Molecule: messenger RNA, 492 nt
Organism: Saccharomyces paradoxus
Lineage: Eukaryota; Fungi; Ascomycota; Saccharomycetes; Saccharomycetales; Saccharomycetaceae
Gene: HYR1
Product: peroxiredoxin HYR1
Exons: 1
Coding region: 1-492 (163 amino acids)
Biological process (GO): response to oxidative stress
Molecular function (GO): glutathione peroxidase activity
Source: RefSeq, a predicted model, not a curated record